AUGCCUGUAAUUGCAUCCAAUGUUCAGCUGGAGGUUAUUCGACUAUUUGACGAGCUGAACCAGGAGAAAGGACUUAUGCCAACCUUCAAGGAGACAUUCCGGCUCCAAGAAAGAUAUGUGAACCUUCUUUUCAGUUCCAUCGAAAAGCAUCCUGUCUAUGGAGACAGAGCCAAGACGUACGUACGUGAGAAUAUCAUACCAAACCUGAACCAGCACGACCCGGAUUUACGCGAGGUUUGGUGGAGUGUCGGACGGAUGUUCUACACCAUGGAGGACUGUGACCAAGCAGAAUACUGGCUCCGGCGUGCGCUUCUGAAUGGCUAUAUUGGAGUCGAUAAGGAUAGCAACCACGCUGAGAUUGAACAGAUUCCCAAGAUGAUCUGCAAGAUCUACGCGAGGCAAGGCCGUCCGCAGUUUGCCACUGCUCUUGGACAAUACCUAGAACACCACGUUGGAUAUGAUCCGACAAAGGUACCUGGUGAUCUCGAAAAGGCCGCCGAAUGGUGCUUGGAGCAGGGUUUUGAAGUCCAUACCGUGGGAGAUGAGCUGGUAUUCACUAAGGAGAAGAACGACAGAGGCAGAAGCGCAUUGCAUGAAGCUACCUUGGAUACCAAGGUGAAAGAGUCCAUCAUCCCACUGUUACUGAAAGACGAUCUCCUUGCACUAAGAAACGCUAGCGGAGAUACGGCGCUUCUGCUAGCAGUCGGAAAGUCAAACACUGCAAUGGCCAGACACCUCCUCAAGACACCAUCACUAGUUCAUCUUAGAGAUCGGGAAGGCCGCACGCCGCUCCACAGGUGCUGCGAUCACAAGACAUUGAGUCUACUUCUCGAAGCUCUAAGCGGAUCAAUGCAUCGGUCAAGUCUCACGCAUGCAGACCCAGAUAGUCAUGACGCUUCAUCUCUGAUCGACAUCAACUCACAAGACGCGUAUGGCAAGACAGCGCUGUUUAUAGCAUGUGCGCAGGGAAACCUGAGAACUAUGAGGAAGCUCUUCGACUCAGGAGCGCACGUGAACAUAUCAGUCAACACCGGAGUAUGCCCGAUCUUGGCUUGCUCAUCCUGCACUGGGAUAUCAUUGACGAGUAGAGAGCGGAUGAUCCUACACUUACGUGCCAGGGGUGCCGAUCCGGACCAGCAGGACAUUGAUGGAGACACGGCCAGGAAGGAACUUCGAAAGUUUUACUCGUCGAGCAAGGCGGUGAAUAAGUUCCUGUCUCUUGAUCCCGCAGUGGAGAUAGAGAGGUUGGAGAAGAAGGCUAGAACGGAGAGAAGAGGAGUAACGCAACUGCGAGCACGACGAGGAGUGUGUUUUCAUUGGGACGAGUGUUUAGCUGGGAGACACGGAGCUCCUCAUCGUCAAGUUGACCUUUCAACUUAG
This is a messenger RNA of Fusarium verticillioides 7600, 1380 nucleotides long. RefSeq lists its product as hypothetical. Bases 1 to 1380 code for a protein of 459 amino acids. The transcript has a single exon. The record is from RefSeq and is a predicted model, not a curated record. Gene Ontology annotation, cellular component: nucleus; cytoplasm. Gene Ontology annotation, molecular function: protein binding. Lineage: Eukaryota; Fungi; Ascomycota; Sordariomycetes; Hypocreales; Nectriaceae.